CCUAGAUAACUACUGACCUCUCUCACAGUAGGAAGUGGCAAAACUAUGGCGAACAGGCGAUGCCUACGAACCCUAACCCUAACCCUGACUCGCCAUGACUCAUCCAUCUUCUCCUCAACCCCACCCCUCCUAUCACCACCAAUGCCGUCACCCCUCAAAACCCUAAGCCAUCACCUACAGGGCCUUCUCCUCUCCUCAAAACCUUCCCACAUUCUCCGCAUCCCACAAGUCCAUUGGCCCCCACAUCCUCGCCAAUUCUCCUCCCAUUCCGGAGACGACGACGACGAAGACUAGGACGAUGAUGAAGAAAUGGGCGAGAGCAGUGAUAGUGAAAAGGUUCCGGUCCAAUUGUGUGUAUUCGGCGGAGGAUAAAGAACUCGAGGCGGACGCUAUUGGGUGUAAAGUGGUGGGGCCUCUCCAUUCUUCUGAUCGAGUUUUUAUACCCUACGAGCUGGUCUUCGCUGCUGUGCAGAUUGGUGCUCACCAGUUCAAGGUGAGCAACGGGGAUUGCAUUUAUACGGAGUGGUUGAAAUUAUGUGAGGUCAGUGAUAAGGUGGUGCUGUUACAGGUUACAUGGAAACGGUAAACCAGUCAGAACAGUUUUUUUUACUUUUCACAAGUGGAGGUGGUUGUUGGGAUAGCUCUGUUUGAGACAUGUUAUUCAAUACAUGCCUGAGUUGCUGCAUGUUGAACCAUGUGAUAUUUUCCUGAUUGGAUGUUUCCAUUUGGUGGCUCGAAUCUAUCACUGGGGAGCAUCAAGUCUGACCUGUGUGUGGGAACUCUCAUUUCACAGUUGUCUGUCAUUGGAACUUAAUUCUGUUGGUGAGGAUAUCUUAUUUGGCAGUUCCUUCUAGUGGAAGCUUCAGUCCAUUUGUGGGCAAAUCUCCUUUGGCAGUUGGAGUCCUUUGUUGACUCCAGUUAUCUUUUUGGGGGCAAAUCUCCUUUGCCAUUAGAUCUCUGGUUUCACUGGACAAAUUGUACUGUUGGUGAUACUGGAUUGAUCUCUGUAAACAUUUUCAUUAUCGGGAAAAAUACUUACUAGUGAAAAAUAUUGUCAUUUUAUAAGCACCAUUCCAAGAGUACGUGUCAAGAUAGCAACAGGACUGGCACACGUGUUGGAUGUUCCAAAUUGUUUGAGGAAGGAAAAUUUGAUGGUAACUCCUAUCCCUUCUUACUAUUAAUUUUCCUUUUGUGGAAUUUAUUAUCACAUUAAGUGAAACAAAACUAGCUCAAACUUGAUUUGAUGAAGCUUC
Vitis riparia (riverbank grape) is the source of this 1253-nucleotide messenger RNA. Its product is annotated as 50S ribosomal protein L21, mitochondrial-like. The transcript is spliced from 3 exons. Bases 299 to 586 code for a protein of 95 amino acids. Gene Ontology annotation, molecular function: structural constituent of ribosome. The record is from RefSeq and is a predicted model, not a curated record. Lineage: Eukaryota; Viridiplantae; Streptophyta; Magnoliopsida; Vitales; Vitaceae.